Molecule: messenger RNA, 3400 nt
Organism: Pygocentrus nattereri (red-bellied piranha)
Lineage: Eukaryota; Metazoa; Chordata; Actinopteri; Characiformes; Serrasalmidae
Product: polycystic kidney disease protein 1-like 2
Exons: 25
Coding region: 135-3137 (1000 amino acids)
Biological process (GO): detection of mechanical stimulus
Cellular component (GO): membrane
Molecular function (GO): protein binding; calcium channel activity
Source: RefSeq, a predicted model, not a curated record
CUGUCUGCCAUCCUCCCGUUGCUACAUCCGACACCAAGCAAGCAAGAAAUGAAACUUUAAGAGCCGAAGACUUGGGCCCAGGCAAGAGAGAUGUUGAGACUACAUCUAAAGGCUGGUGGAUCGGUGAGGGUUUGAUGGGACUGUACAAUAAUAAUAAUUUUAGUGGUUCAUCCUCUGGUAAGACUAAAGGUAGCAGUGAGAAGGAUAGUGUUAAACCACUUCUUUGCACCUAUUUGAUCCUGGAACCUUUUCAGCUGGUGACCACACCCAACUGCGAUUUGACCUUUGGUUACCUGUGCACUCUAGAUUUUGAGAUACAAACAAAUUUUUCUGGAAGUACUAGAGACCGGAGGAGUGCAGGGGAGGAUCAACAAAUAAGUGAUCUCUUAAAUGAAAUGGCUUCUGAAAUACUCAACAUAAAUAAUCUUCUUGGAACUGCUCAGAAAACACUGACCACACUGGAAAAUCAACCAGUACAGAUUUCACAUGAUGGAAAGAUCAAAUACUUCACAAGUCUCUAUCAAGGAAUAAAAGUUGGUUUAAGUAAUGGCGCGUUGGACCUCAUUGUCAACUGCACCGGUGGCAUGCUUCUGUACUCAUUGGAGCAAUGUGACCAGGGAGGCACUGCAGCUGAACAUUUUGAGGACCUGCUGUUGAUCGCUUCCAAGAUUUAUACGGAGAUAAAUAGUCUGAGGCUCAAUUUAGGCACUGAGCCACUUGUCAUGCAGCUUCCUACUGGCACCCUUUAUGCUAGCAAACAGCAGCCACAAGAGAUGGACAGAAAGGUCAUUGGGUCAAAGGAUAAAGGUCCUUAUUUCCAGUUUCCCUCUUUUUCCGCAAUGCGGUCACAGCUGUCAAGUGGCUCUGUCAAUGUUCAGAUGUUCGAUUUCAAUGUGAAUCCACUGAGUGAAGAAUCAAAUGAAAGCAUCUCUGGAAGCGUUUGCAGCUUGUCUUUGAAAAAUGAGACGUCUGAAAUCAAGCUUCAGAAUCUCACAGAGUUCAUUGAGAUAUUUCUGCCUCGUCCUGGAGCAGAGGAACCCACAGCUAUUGAAACGCCCUUGAUACAAGGCUUUGCUGUCAUCACGUCCUUCAAUAUUUCUGAUGUAAACUCGACUGUCAUCGUUUCUGCAAGGCCUGACCAGAACAUUUCCCUUCAAUUGCUUCUUUCUCAGUUUUACCAGUCAAACAACAGCAAUGUUCAGCAAAGAACCAUUCUCACUGGACAUGAGGAUUACCGCUGGCUGAUCACCCCAGAGAUGAUGAGAGGCAGUAACGGUACCUGGCAUGUGAAUGUAACACCGAUCAACUACACUUCAAGCCAAGUGCUCAUGCUCUCAGUUUCCAUUUUAAAUUUCAAAUGCGUGUAUUGGGACACACAUCAAAAAGAAUGGAGCAGAGCAGGUUGCUGGGUUGGUCCCAAAUCAGUCCCCAACAUGACCCACUGUUUGUGUAAUCAUAACACUUUCUAUGGGAGCUCAUUCUUUGUGAUGCCCAAUCACGUGGACCUGUCCCGAACAGCGGCCCUCUUCGCCACAGUGACAAAAAACUAUGUGGUUGUUGCUGUGCUCGGUGCUUUCUAUGUGCUAUAUCUGAUUAUUGUAAUGUGGGCGUGGUACACAGAUCGGAGAGCCCUCAGAACGCGGAAGAUGACCCUGCUGGAGGACAACCAUCCAUGUGCUCAUUACAACUACAUGCUAAACAUACAGACAGGCCAUCGCAACGGGGCAGGCACCUCAGCCAGGGUUAUGAUGACCCUAGAGGGCACCGAAGGAGAGAGUGAGCCCCAUCAUCUGUCUGACCCAGACAAGCCAGUGUUUGAGCGGGGAGGGGUGGACAUGUUCCUGCUCAGCGCACCAUUUUCUCUGGGAGAGCUGCAGAACAUUAAACUUUGGCACGAUAACUCUGGAGGCCACCCUGACUGGUAUUUGAACAGAGUAACAGUGCAGGACUUGCAGUCAAAGAAAGUCUGGCACUUCCUGUGUUCCACCUGGCUGAAACCCAAAGGUGAUGGCACUUGUAAAAUGACAUUCAACCCAGCAAAGAAGAAUGAGAUCGCCAGUUUUGGCAAUAUUUUCCAAGCUCGGACUUCAACUGGAUUCCGGGAUGAGCACAUUUGGAUGUCUAUAGUUGACCCCCCGCGGCACAGCCCCUUCACUCGUGUGCAAAGAGUGUCCUGCUGUAUGUCCCUGCUGCUGUGCACCAUGGCCAUCAACAUCAUGUUCUGGAAUAUUCCCACUAACGAGGAUUCUCCUGUCAUCUUCAAGAUAGGGUCUUUUUCCCUCACUUGGCAGCAGUUAAUGGUCGCGGUGGAGAGUGCCCUGCUCAUGUUCCCCAUCAACAUACUCAUCGUCACCAUAUUCCGCAACAUUAAGCCCCGUAUUCCUCAUCUUCAGGAGAGGCCCAAGACCAGCGACUGCAGCAAACCUCCUGCUGUUUCCAUGCAGACUAUUCUCAAGGACACACAAGACAUGAUGAUUCUUCUCAACAAAAGCCCCAAAUGUCAAGCGGUGGUAACGCAGCUGAAGCUAGAGUCAAGUGCAGAUCUGUUCUCAGCUCUAAAUCAAGUGCAUGAUGUCAUUCAGAUUAUGCAAGGGGAGAGUGACAGUGACCCACACUGGGUCCAGUGCAGCCGCUUCGUGUUUUACUCCAUGUGUCAUCUGUCUCUGUUGCUGGAGCACGCUGGAGAGAAAGCUUUUCCUAACCCUGAGGAGCUCCAGCAGGCCAUGAACACCGUGCAUCUGCUGCUAAAAAAGGCUGAGAUGGUGUUUACCAGCCAUACCAUGCAGAGCCCUAUGUCUGUGCCAGCAAUAAAGAAGAAAACAGGCUGCAAGCUGCCCUGGUGGUUCGUUUUCGUCGCAUGGUUUCUCCUUCUGGGCAUAAGUGGCGUCUCGACCUUCUUCACCCUACUCUAUGGCUUUCAGUAUGGAAAGGAGUCCUCCAUUAGAUGGGUGAUCACCCUCACGCUCUCUCUCUUCCAGAGUAUUUUCAUCGUCCAGCCCCUGAAGGUUGUAGGUCUGGCCAUCUUCUUUGCACUCAUCCUGAGGCCGGUGGAUGUGGAGGAGAGAGAGGAGGUGGAGCUGUUGCUGCAAGAACAACGAGAAAAGUGCCAGUUGUACUGUGGACGACAGAUGUACUGAUACAUGCUGAGUAAAGACCAGGACCAAGACAAGGGGGAAAAAAGUACCUUGUAGUUUCUAAGAUGUAGAUUUUAAUGUAGAUGAUAGUGUGGUUUGUAUCAUAAGCAUGUGUUUAUGUGUAUGUCUUCAUUUCCCUUUACAAUCUAAGCAUGCAUACAGUUUACUAGCAGCUUUUGCAAAGAGACAUACUGCAUUUACUAUAAUUACAUUUACGGAAUCUCUGUAACUGUACGAGGCUGACACAAACACAGCCAUAUGCAAAA